This is a messenger RNA of Agrilus planipennis (emerald ash borer), 3785 nucleotides long. Its product is annotated as MOXD1 homolog 1. Gene Ontology annotation, biological process: dopamine catabolic process; octopamine biosynthetic process; norepinephrine biosynthetic process. Lineage: Eukaryota; Metazoa; Arthropoda; Insecta; Coleoptera; Buprestidae. The record is from RefSeq and is a predicted model, not a curated record. The transcript is spliced from 10 exons. Bases 706 to 2982 code for a protein of 758 amino acids. Gene Ontology annotation, cellular component: secretory granule membrane. Gene Ontology annotation, molecular function: dopamine beta-monooxygenase activity; copper ion binding.
UCCAAUAGGUAAGCAGGUAUAAGGGGGGACCUUCCGUGGGGCAUAACCUCGCAUCCGGCAUCAGUCGACAACAAACAACCAGCGGGUAGAAACGCGACUGUUGAAAAACGUAAGUGGAGCCGGUAUAAACAGAACAAACCAUAACACAAUUUUUAAUCGACUUUUACAGUUUCAUUUACAAUCAGUGCCAUUUUUGGGACUUGUUUGGUUACCCAACCAUUCCUGUGGAUUUUUCUUAAUUUUCCCAACGUGAAAAUAUUGUUUUUGGUGUGUAUGAGCUUUAGAGACGCUUGUCUAUAAAGUAAAUAACUUCGGACUGGCUUGGAUCCGCGAAUUUUUUGUUCAAUAUUUGGUAGACUUGACCUUGACUCUUUCUCGCAUUGGACCCUGUUCUGCGAUAUUUAAUUAAGUGACUUCUUCGCUGUUUAUUUGCUAAAGUUGUGUGGUGGAACAUUUCUUGUGGAACGAAAAUAAAUACCAAAAGCGGAAAGCGGGUACACCUCGAUAACUUUUUUAGUAACUUUAUUGGUUUUUCAAUGUCCUAUAUGAUUCAUCCGGCGUUUAUUUAGGAUUUUGCCAGUUGCCAAAGAUAAACUAAAAUUAGUCGAAAAGUCUAAUUUCACGAAGCGAGUUAAGAUAUAAUGUUGUAUUCAACGUUUUAAAGACAGUUUAGUUUUCGUGAGUGACGAAACACACAAUUCCAUCAUGGAACGACAUUUAACUUUGUUGUUAUUAUUAACACUGUCAUAUUCGUGUGGUUGCCUUAGUUCGAGAGAUCUGCUGGAUCAAUACGUGGCUCAUAUAGAAGAAAUCAAUAACGUUUACACACACGAUAGCCAAAGACAUUUGAACUUAGAUUUUCAAGACCAUUCAGCAAUAAACAACCAUGAAGCAUCUAAGCAUAAAUUAGAUUCCUUUCGUCAGAACGAUGACAGGGUGAAAAGGGAUGCGUUUUCGUACGAUUUCAAUCAAUGGACCCAUUCAGCAGUUUUGGACAAAAAUGGAAAAGUAUUACUGAGGUGGCAGCCUCGUCAUCAGGAAAUUUCCUUCAGAAUUGAGGCGGCGACGAGGGGUUACAUUGGAUUGGGGUUCAGCCCCAACGGCGGCAUGGAGGGUGCUGAUAUCGUGCUCGGGUGGAUCGACGAUAACACCGGCAAAGCAUAUUUACUCGAUUGUCACGCCGGUCCAAGGAGUCAGGGUAGUGCUCCAAUCCGCGACGAAAUCUCAAAUUAUAGACUUUUAAGUGGUUCUCAUAAUGACACUCACACCAUGCUAGAAUUCAGAAGAGCCCUUGAUACUUGUGAUCCAGAUGACUUUGUCUUAGGAUCAGAUACUGUGAAAGUCAUCUGGGCUCUUCACGACAUAGAUCCGUCUCUCGGAGCUGAAAUGGUGUAUCAUGGUAGUAAUAGAGGAAGUCAAAGCGUCCAUCUCAUUGGGCCUCCUCAAAUACCAAAACAAAUUAGUCAAACUCGAAAUUGGGAUGUCACCCUAAAGAAUUUCGAAGUCAAAGAGGAAACAACCUAUUGGUGUAAAGUCUUCAAAGCACCAGUCCUGCAGCAAAAACAUCAUGUGGUCAGUUUCGAACCGUUGAUAGGACCAAAUCACACCCAGCACGUUCAUCAUAUGCUACUUCAUGAAUGUGUUAUAGACUAUACCAUACCUAGUAUAGAGAAAUGGGAAAAAUUUGCUACCGAAAUUGGAAGACCUUGCUAUGCCAACGAAAUGCCACCAGAAUGGGAAAGAUGCUUGACUCCGUUGGUAGCGUGGGCAGUUGGAUCAAAUGGCGAAACUCUUCCCGAACACGUUGGAUUACCUCUGUCGCCACGAACACCAUCGUUUUAUAUGCUCGAGGUGCAUUUUGACAACCCAUCAAUGAAGAAGUCGGUAGACACGUCCGGAUUGAGACUACAAUAUACUAAUAAACUUAGACCAAACGAAGGUGGUGUUAUGGUAACUGGGAUUACAAUUUCUCCUCUGCAUUUCAUCCCACCUCUUCAAAACGAAUAUAAAUCUGCUGGUUAUUGUAGCGUGGACUGCACAAGAGAGGUGAUGCCCAAAGCUGGUAUAAAUGUCGUUUCAGUUCUUCUACAUUCUCAUUUGGCUGGCAGAAAAUUAAAGUUGAGACAUAUACGUGGCGGGAAGGAACUGCCACCAAUAGUACAGGAUGACCAUUACGAUUUCAACUAUCAACAAUCGCGAGCAUUGUCCCAUGAAGUAACAAUUCUACCAGGCGAUGGGUUAGUAACCGAAUGUACUUAUUCCACAUUAGACAGGAAGAAACCCACUUUAGGUGGUUAUUCCACAAGGGAAGAAAUGUGUUUGGCUUUCGUUCUGCAUUAUCCAAGAACACAAUUAGCUGGAUGCUAUUCCAUGCCUCCAAUCAGAUAUUUCUUCAAGAAUCUAGGAGUCAACGAAUUUUACAAUAUGAACAUGACCGAGAUCGAAGGGAUGUUCCUUCACGGAUUGCCCGAUUCGACUGCUGCUCCAUUAACUUCAUCGACAUCAUUAUUUCCGCCUUAUAAAGCUGGCGACGAGAACUCGAUCGAAGCAAAUCAAAAGGCAAUAUUAGCUUUGCAAAAUGCAAAAGAAUUUACGGAAGGAGAAUCGGCUGCUGGCUUCGGGCCUUUCGAUAAUUUAAUCAUCAAAGCACCAAACGAGUUCAAAAAUAAAAGCUUUAUGUCCCAUUUAAGAAACAUUCCCUUCAAUGAAACAUUGCUUACAAAACGCAUCGAGGAAUAUUUUUAUACAGGUCUGCAUCUGACAUUUUGUAGAAGAAGGAACGAUACUUUGGCCUUGCCCGAGAAAGUUGAAACGUUUCCUAAUUUUACUGCCUACGAAGAUGACCUCACAAAUAAAAUACUUUGCAGCUACAGAACGAAACUGACAGGCGAAAAAAUCAAUGCCGCCACUACAAUAAAAUUGCACCCCAUGUUUCUUUUGUUUUGUCUAGUCCAAAUUUUGCGCCAUCUUGAACGGAUUUGAAUACAAAAAAUAAACAAAUAAUAGAUUAUACCCUUAUACACCUAAACCAAAGAUAAACUCAAAAUUAUUGCCAAACCAUUUUGAAAACUUCGCUCGAAUGUUUUCAUCACUUAUUAAGUAUAAUAUGUAAUAUAGGUAAAUAUUUCAGUCAGUGCCGUACUGUGAUAUUUUAGUUAAAAAAAGAUACUUGGGCGCCUAUAAAUUCCCAAAAUUAAAAACUAAUAAAUUUUUAACCUUCAAUUAGGUACCAUCAGAAAAAAAUGCUACUAGGAAUAGCAACACACUGUUUUAAUAAUAAAAGUGGUACAACAAAAGAUUUGGGGAUGCAAAUUUAUCUCUAAGGUUUUGAAAAUCAUUUUUGCAUUUUAUAAGUAUAUAACAUACAUACCAUUAUUUACGUAUGUGAAACAUAAUCACAAUAAAUCUUGUUCUUGUAUGCUAACUAUAAACGUAAGCACAUUGUUUCGUCAAUUUUUCGUGCUUUUUUUGGCUUUUGUUUUUUUUUAAACAAAGAAAAGUAAGCAUUAAGUUUAGUUAAUUCAAUAGGCUUGCGAACUAUCGAAUUCUUGAAUGAGUUUCAUUUUCAUUGUGUUAGUGGUUAUAUAAAUAGGUACAUUUAGUUUUAUUUAAGACUGAAUGUUAGGUUUUGUACAUUUUUUUGUGAAUAUUUUUUGUUAAUUUGAUAGUAGGUAUUUAUUUUUUUUCCAUGCUGUGACUUAGGUUUUAAGUAUCUACCUUUUGAUAAUUGUAUUCGUAAGUACACUUUUGUAAUCAAAUAGUAGAAAUAGGUUUUAAUAAUAAAA